Molecule: messenger RNA, 1434 nt
Organism: Theobroma umbraticum
Lineage: Eukaryota; Viridiplantae; Streptophyta; Magnoliopsida; Malvales; Malvaceae
Product: ankyrin repeat-containing protein At2g01680-like
Cellular component (GO): plasma membrane
Molecular function (GO): protein binding
Source: RefSeq, a predicted model, not a curated record
GCUUCUUGCCAUUGUCCUUUUUCGCCUCUAAUUCUUCCUCAUUUGUUCUUCAUUAUUCUAAACAACCCAGUAGAGGUUUUGAAGAUACUCUCAUGGAGGCCAAUCUUGAUCUUUCAAUGACUUUUGAUUCUUCAAACGCCACUGUAUUGCAUACUGCUGCGUCACAAGGGCACACUGAAGUGGUGAAUUUCCUCUUGGAAAAGGACAGCAGCGUGGCCGCCAUAGCAAGCCGAAAUGGGAAAACCGCCUUGCAUUCGGCAGCAAAGAAUGGGCAUCUAGAGAUAGUAAAGGCCCUUUUAUCUAAAGAACCUGGAAUCGCAACGAGAAUUGACAAGAAGGGCCAGACAGCUCUACAUAUGGUGGCUAAAGGGCAGAACGUUGAAGUGGUAGAUGAGCUGAUAAAGUCGGAUCAUUGUUUAAUAAACAUGGUUGAUUCUAGGGGCAACACUGCUUUGCAUAUAGGAACUCGAAAGGGUCGGAUUCAGAUUGUUCAAAAGCUGCUAAACCACAGUGGAGAUCACAAACUAGUCAUCAACAAGUUUGGGGAAACGGCUCUUGACACUGCAGAGAUAUAUAAGCUAUCUGAUAUUGCAGGCAUCUUAAGAAACCAUGGAGUUCAGUGUGCCAAAUUCAUCGAGCCACAACCUACAAAUUCGGCUCGAGAACUAAAUAAAACUCUAAGUGAUAAAAGGAAUGAGGUUUAUCAACAGCUUCUGCGUACACGCCAAACAAGAAAACGCGUGCGAGAUGUUGCUAAGAAGCUUAACAGAAUGGAAGUUGAUGGUCUCAAUAAUGCAAUCAACUCCACUACAGUGGUGGCGGUUGUCAUUGCCACAGCUACAUUCGCUGCCAUUUUCAAUAUCCCAGGCCAUUAUGCUGACAGUCCUGAAGAUAUUACACCGUUUAUGAUUUUUAUUGUCUCUGACUCCGUUGCCCUCUUCAUAUCAUUGGGUGUUGUGUUAGUGCAAACCUCAGCUGCAGUUAUAGAGAGACAGGCAAACAAGCAGAUGAUGGCAGUUAUUAAUAAGCUCCUGUGCUUGGCAUGCGUGCUGGUUUCAGUUGCAUUUCUUGGCCUCUCGUAUAUUGUAGUUCGAGAAGAUGAGAGAUGGUUAGCGAAUGUUAUUACUGGUAUAGGGACUGCUAUCAUGGUAUCAACAUUGGGGAUAUUGUGCAUCGUAUUGAGGAUUCAGAAGCUCGCGUCAUCUGGAGGUCUGCAACCACAGGUGGAUCAUCAUACACCGACUGACAAAGAUAUUCUGAAUGAUGAGGAUUUUGAGAUAAUCGAUGCAGUUUGAGCUUUGAUGCGCCUUAUAUGGUUCUCCACACCGACCCGCAAGCUUUGUCACCUGGUAAAAUGAUCAUGCUGCUUUGUGUUAUGACAGCUAGGUCAACGUCAGAUAUGCUCCGAUGCAUGUUUAGAGUUGACGUUUAAGU